Molecule: messenger RNA, 606 nt
Organism: Sphaerodactylus townsendi
Lineage: Eukaryota; Metazoa; Chordata; Lepidosauria; Squamata; Sphaerodactylidae
Product: glucose-6-phosphatase catalytic subunit 1-like
Exons: 5
Coding region: 1-606 (201 amino acids)
Biological process (GO): gluconeogenesis; glucose 6-phosphate metabolic process
Cellular component (GO): membrane
Molecular function (GO): glucose-6-phosphatase activity
Source: RefSeq, a predicted model, not a curated record
AUGGACCUUUUGCAUAGCAUCGGAGUCCAGACCACCUGCUAUCUCCAAGAGAACUUCAUGGGCUUCCAGGACGGGUUUCUCUUCAUCUCUGCUGCUGCUGACCUCCGAACCACUUUCUUCGUCUUCUUUCCCAUCUGGUUCCACCUGAAGGAGUCUGUGGGGAUCCAGCUGAUCUGGGUAGCUGUGAUUGGUGAUUGGCUCAACCUGAUUUUCAAGUGGAUCCUCUUUGGACAGAGACCCUAUUGGUGGGUACAUGAGACCGGUUUUUAUGGUAGCACACCUCCGCCGGUGAUCCAGCAGUUUCCCAUCACCUGUGAGACAGGUCCAGGCAGCCCGUCCGGCCACGCCAUGGGGUCCUCCGGGGUCUAUUAUGUCCAGGGGACGGCACUGCUAGCCCAGUUAUUGCCGCUGCAGCAAAACACCUUGAUUUCCAGGUGUCUGAGCGGCUUCCUCUGGGCAGGAUUCUGGGCCGUGCAGUUGGGUGUCUGUUUAUCCCGAGUCUUCCUGGCCGCCCACUUCCCACACCAGGUGGUUGCUGGGGUCGCCUCUGGUAAGUACGAAAUACAACACAGAGAUCAGACUUCUACAGACGUUUCAGGGAAGUGA